This is a messenger RNA of Neltuma alba, 2650 nucleotides long. Its product is annotated as G-type lectin S-receptor-like serine/threonine-protein kinase LECRK3. The record is from RefSeq and is a predicted model, not a curated record. The coding region runs from base 32 to 2413 and encodes 793 amino acids. NCBI's taxonomy places the organism in Eukaryota, Viridiplantae, Streptophyta, Magnoliopsida, Fabales, Fabaceae. Gene Ontology annotation, biological process: protein phosphorylation. The transcript has a single exon. Gene Ontology annotation, molecular function: ATP binding; protein serine/threonine kinase activity.
AUCAAAUCAAACGAAGUCCUUUCAUCUAAUAAUGGCUUUUGUGCAGCUAUCUCCAAUCUUCUUGUCUCUCUUAUUUGCCUUGCUUUCACUUUCUGUAGCUGCUCAAACUUCAAGGAAUAUCAUCACUCCAGGUUCAUCCCUAACGGCGGGGAAAGAUAGAUCAUCAUUCUGCACUUCAACAUCUGAUGAAUUUGCAUUUGGGUUCAAACAGAUCGAGGAAGAUGGAUUCCUACUAGCCAUCUGGUUCAACAAAAUACCAGAAACCACAGUUGUUUGGUCAGCCAAUGGACAAAAGCUUGCACCAAAGGGUUCUAAAGUUGAGCUCACCUCAAAUGGUUGGUUCCAUCUUGUUGAUCCCGAAGGUAAGCAAAUUUGGAAUGCCAACCCUUUAGGUAAAAUUGCUUAUGCAGCCAUGCUUGAUUAUGGUAACUUUGUGUUAUUUGGUCAUGACUUUCAAAAAUUGUGGCAGAGCUUUGCUCGACCCACUGACACAAUUUUACCAGGGCAAGUCUUGAAAGAACCUGCUAAACUUGUUUCACGCUAUUUGGAAACCAACUAUUCACCUGGAAGAUUUCAGUUUAAACUACAGACUGAUGGGAAUCUUGUGCUUUACACAACCAAUUUCCCAAAGGAUGAAGUGAAUUCUCCUUAUUGGAGUACUCAAGUUUUAGAUACUGCUCGCUUCUCUUUGAACUUCAACCUAUCAGGCUAUAUAUUUUUAAGUGCAGAUAAUGGAACUAUAAUUAGCAUAAUAUCGUCAAAUGCUCCAUCCACACAAGAUUUCUAUCAAAGAGCUGUUCUUGAUUAUGAUGGAGUCUUUAGGCACUAUAUAUACCCCAAGAGUGAUAGUUCUAGCACUGGAAAAUGGUCAAUUGUGUCUGUCACACCUUUAGAUAUAUGUUUACAAGUUACUGAAAAGACAGGAAGCGGAGCUUGUGGUUGGAACAGUUAUUGUACAGUUAAUGAGGCGAUUAAAAGUUGCCAUUGUCCACGUGGUUAUAGUUUUAUUGAUCCAAGGGAUGUGAUGAAAGGUUGCAAACAGGACUUUGUUUCGCAAAGUUGUGAUCAAACUUCUUUAGAAACAGAUCUGUUUGAUUUCGACGAGAUGCCCAGUACGGAUUGGCCAGAGUCUGAUUAUGAACACUUCCAAUCAGUGACUGAGGAUUGGUGCAGACAAGAGUGUUUAGAAGAUUGCUUUUGUUCCUCUAUUUUCUUCAGAGACGGAGAAUGCUGGAAGAAGAAGAAACCUCUCUCUAAUGGAAGAAAGCAUAAUUCUAUUGGAGGGAAAGCUUUGAUCAAAAUAAGAAAGGAUUAUUCUCCUUUAAGUCCUGAUGAUAUUGAUCAAAAGACUGAUCAAUCAACAUUGAUUAUAAUAGGUUCUACACUUUUAAGCGGUUCAGUUUUCUUGAACUUCUUGUUACUAAUAGCAGCUUGUUUGGUUGCAUAUCGAUUUGGCCAAAAUAAUUCCAAAGUUAAUAAAAAUGUCCAAUUCAUAUCAAAUAUGAAUCUCAGAAGUUUCAGCUACAAGGAGUUGAAGGAAGCAACACAUGGGUUCACAGAAGAACUUGGCCGUGGUGCAUUUUCCAUUGUCUACAAAGGAUUUCUACCUGACAUACCAGGGAAUCUCAUUGCUGUGAAAAAACUACAUAUGUUCAAUGGAAGCGAUAAGGAAUUUGAAGUAGAAGUAAGCGCCAUUGGUCGAACUCAUCACAGGAAUCUGGUGCAACUACUGGGAUUCUGCAAUGAAGGAGAGCACAGGCUACUUGUCUAUGAAUUUAUGAGCAGAGGAACUUUAGCUAAUUUCCUUUUUGAAGAUCAAAGGCCAACUUGGCAUCAAAGAAUGCAAAUUGCAAUAGGAAUAGCUAAAGGACUUCUGUACUUACAUGAAGAGUGCAAUACCCGGAUCAUUCACUGUGAUAUCAAACCUCAAAAUGUCCUGCUUGAUGACUUUUACACAGCUAAAAUUUCAGAUUUUGGGAUAGCAAAGCUAUUGAAGAUUGACCAAUCUGUAACUACUACAGCAAUAAGAGGAACUAAGGGGUAUGUUGCAGCAGAGUGGUUCAAAAACCAGCCAAUUACCUUGAAGGUGGAUGUUUACAGCUUCGGAGUUUUGUUAUUGGAGCUCGUUUGUUGCAGAAAGAACUUUGACAUGAAUGUUGAAGAUGAGUAUAAGAUGGUACUAAUAGAUUGGGCAUAUGAUUGCUUUCACUAUAGGAGAUUGGACCCAUUAGUGGAAGAUGAUGAGGAAGCUCAAAUUGACAUGAAGAGGGUAGAAGAGUAUGUGAAGAUCAGCAUAUGGUGUAUUCAAGAGAAUCCAUCUACAAGACCCACCAUGAAGCAAGUUGUGCAAAUGCUUGAAGGAUUCAUGGAUGUAUCAAAUCCUCCUGACCUGCCAUCCUUUACAAGUGAAUGAUAAGCCUUCCACCAAAUAAAUAUCAUACACUACCCUGAUCCUAAAUAUAAGAUCUAUUUUGCAGUUACACUUCAAACUAGAUUUUACAUUUAGGACCAGAUGUAGUAUUGUUUAGUGUAUCUUAUAAGAAUCCAAGUUUAUUUUGUGGUUCUCGUUUAUUUUAAGAUUUUGUUGUGACUACAUAUAAUCAAACUUGUUCUUCCACAUUACUAGUAGUGGCAGCUGGGGUUGUGACGA